This is a messenger RNA of Larimichthys crocea (large yellow croaker), 1045 nucleotides long. It is a transcript of the gene cabp4, whose product is annotated as calcium binding protein 4. The transcript is spliced from 8 exons. Bases 1 to 771 code for a protein of 256 amino acids. Gene Ontology annotation, cellular component: cytoplasm. Lineage: Eukaryota; Metazoa; Chordata; Actinopteri; Sciaenidae. Gene Ontology annotation, molecular function: calcium channel regulator activity; calcium ion binding. The record is from RefSeq and is a predicted model, not a curated record.
AUGUCUCUGAAAGGUGCGAAGGGAAGUCCAGAAAGUAGACCAUCCUCUGCUGCCAGCACGACUCCGCGAGGAGGAGGAGGAGGAGGAGGAGGGAGGGGCGCUCCGGUGGCUGGCAGAUCGCCAGCUACGAAGAGAUUCAAGAGCAAGGCCCUUCAGCUCAGCCUCUCCAAGAAAUUUUGCACAAAGACGCCCUCGGCCCAGGAGAAGGGCUCUGGUGACGAGGACGGUCAGCGGCGCGGUAAAAGGAGCAGCACCAGCUCAGCGGUGGCCGCAGCCUACAUCACCUACCUUAAUAAGCUCUUUGGACAGGAUAGAGAGCUGAUGCCAGAGGAGAUAAAUGAGCUGCAGGAGGCCUUUAAGGAGUUCGACUACGACGCGGAUGGCUUCAUCCAUUACAAAGAUAUCGCAGACUGCAUGAGGACCAUGGGCUACAUGCCUACAGAGAUGGAGCUCAUCGAGAUCAUCCAGCAAAUCAAGAUGAGAUGGGGUGGACAUGUGGACUUUGAUGAUUUCUGUGAGCUAAUGGGGCCGAGGAUGCUGGCUGAGACGGCUCAUAUGGUCGGGUUGAAGGAGCUCCGCUGUGCCUUCAAACAGUUUGAUUGCGACGGCGAUGGAAAGAUCACGAUGGAUGAGCUGAAGGAGGGCAUGAAGACCCUCCUCGGGGAGAAGCUUAAGAAGGGAGAGCUGGAGGAGAUCCUCGCCGACAUUGACCUCAACAAAGACGGCAACAUUGACUUCGAUGAGUUCGUUAUGAUGAUUUCUGCACGGUGACCUCUGAUGGAAGAGGAUGGAGCACACAACGCUGGAUCCAGGAGCUGCGUAGAGACUCAGGAACACUUUCCAUUGCUGCUUUUUCUGUGUAUAUUUGUAAUGUGAGAUUGUAAAAAGGUAACAGGAUCAAAGAUACGUAUUUAUAUUUUCAUAAUGAAAGUUAAGUGCAGAGGGUAAAGGGUGAGUUAUGAAACACUGAACUGUAUAAUGCUGCAUCGUCGCCCCCUUGUGGUUAAUAAGUAUACCGAGUCUUCUCCAAAGAUUCAUGUUGUUU